UGGCCGUUCAACUGAUUUUUCCGAAACUCUUAGCGCCAAACAACCAAAACACAAAAAAAGGAUCAGAAAACACACACAACAAAAAAAACGCUUCAAAAUUCCAACUUAUGAUUUCCCUCACUCCCACUCCCUCUCUCGUCCUCCACACAAACUCUACCGUCUUCUUCGUCUUCCCAAUUCGAACUCGCACGACUCCGCCGAGCCCUAGCAGCCCCUCCAGGAUCCGAUGCUCUUCGGGUUCGGGCGUGCAGGAGGUCCGCAAGUCCUCGGAGGAGAAAGAGCUGAGCUCCGAGCUGUACGAGUCGGUGCCGUUCCCGGCGGUGAAGGCCGCGAAGAGGGUGGUGCUGGUGAGACACGGGCAGAGCACGUGGAACGCGGAAGGUAGGAUCCAGGGGAGCUCCAAUUUCUCUGUGCUCACCAAGAAAGGCGAGUCUCAGGCCGAGACUUCCCGCCUCAUGCUCGUCGACGAUUCUUUCGAAGUCUGCUUCACCAGUCCCCUGACACGGUCAAAGAGAACAGCCGAAAUUAUAUGGGGCACUCGCAAAGAGGAAAUGAUUAUGGACUCUGAUUUGAGGGAAAUCGACUUGUAUGCAUUUCAAGGGCUCUUAAAGCAUGAGGGAAAAGCAAAGUUUGGUGCAGCUUUUCAUCAAUGGCAGGUAGAUGCCGCAAACUUUAAUAUUGAUGGUCAUUAUCCAGUGAGAGAGUUAUGGGCACGCGCUAGGAGCUGCUGGACCAGAAUACUUUUGCAUGAAAGCAGGUCGGUUCUUGUGGUUGCUCAUAAUGCUGUUAAUCAGGCUCUUGUUGCAACAGCCAUUGGACUGGGAACUGAGUAUUUUAGGACUUUAGUUCAGAGCAAUUGUGGUGUAAGUGUGCUGGACUUAAUCCCACGAGCUGAGGGUGGAUCACCAUAUAUUUGCCUCAAUCGCCUGAACCAGACCCCAAGUUCCCCUGUUGCUGCUGGAAGUUCAGGAGGAAGGAAAGCAAGCAACCGGAUCAUACUUGUUUGUCAUGGAUCCACACAGAGCAAUGCAGAGACUGGUUUUCCUUCGGCUGGUGAUCAACCAAUGGACAUGCUUGGGAUAAUAAAGUCCCAGAAAACUGCAGAGCUACUGCUUGAUUUGAAAGUGAGUUCUAUAGUUAGCAGUCCAAAGAAAGCUUGUGUUGAAACAGCAACUGUCAUCUCCAAAGUGCAAGAAGCUGCAGAUUGCUUGGGUGUUGACUGUGUGCCACGCUAUGUGGAGACGAAAGAGAUGGAGAACCUUGAUGUUGAAGACAUUCUUCAGCGGUCAUCUGAGGGUAAAACGGAGAUUCCACCUCUUCAGCCUGGUUGGCUGAAUGAAUUUGAGGAUAAAUUGACGGGAGCUGUGUGGGAGCAAUCUGAGAAGGCCUGGCAGUCUCUGCUAAAUGAAGUAGCUGAUGAAGCUAAGUCAGAAAAAGUUGUUGUUGCAGUUGGUCAUCCAGCAUUGCACAUAGCUUUGAUGGGGCACUGCCUGAAUUUGACAAAGGAAUGGCUGGGAUCAUUUCAUCUUGAUGCAGGAAGCAUCACUGUCAUUGAUUUUCCUGAUGGUCCUAAUGGCAGAGGCGUUAUUCGGUGCAUAAACUAUACGGCUCAUUUGGGGAGAUGGUCAAUCCCGAUCACCAGAUCAACACUAGACGAUGAAGAGUUUUCAAUGUGAACAUACAUAAUCAUAAAAGGAAUUGAACUUGAGUAUAAAUUAGUUUAGCUGAUGAACUCUUUAAGUAAAACUGUAUAGGUAUCUUGUCCAUCAACCCUAGCUCAAGUGGCAUUUCUGUGGGUUGAAAAGGGUAGAACUUGGGUGUAAACUUUAAGCCUUGUAAGCCAAAAGCUGUAUAGGUGCUCACGAGUUUAUAAGUUCAACUGCCAUGGAACCGAGACCAACCUUCUCUGCAACAAAAUGAAGAUUGAAAAUU
Prunus dulcis (almond) is the source of this 1932-nucleotide messenger RNA. Its product is annotated as probable 2-carboxy-D-arabinitol-1-phosphatase. Gene Ontology annotation, molecular function: phosphatase activity. The transcript has 9 exons. The record is from RefSeq and is a predicted model, not a curated record. NCBI's taxonomy places the organism in Eukaryota, Viridiplantae, Streptophyta, Magnoliopsida, Rosales, Rosaceae. Bases 108 to 1676 code for a protein of 522 amino acids.